AUGUAUCGAAGAGGAGGACGGUUUCGUCGCUAUGGUCGCGACGAGUGGCAGCGCACGCCGCCGUACAUAAAAGCGCUUUUAAUCGGCUCAGCUACAAUUGGCGGCGUAUACGUCGCUAGUCACAUUGAGACGAUGCCCCACAAUGGCCGCCAUCGCGUCAUGCUGCUCUCCCCCGAAUACGAAGAAAAACUAGGCGAACACGCGUACCGUGAGAUUCUGAGCAGUUCUCAAUUGCUGCCGUCGUCGCAUCCGAUGUCGCGUGCAGUUGCGCGAGUUGGCCGCAAAAUCGUGCAGGAGACCAAUGUGCCGUUUAUGAAGUGGACAUUCCAUGUCAUUGCUGCAACAGAGCCCAACGCGUUUUGCCUUCCUGGAGGAAAAGUGUUUGUGCACUCGGGACUGUUCAAGAUCCUACGCAAUGAAGACGCGCUGGCCGCGGUCCUGUUCCAUGAAGCUGCUCAUGGUGUAGCUCGACACGGCGCGGAGAAGAUUUCGUUCAGUUUGCUGGUAUACGGGCUAUUGGCACUCCUUUUCCCGGACUUUGGCCAGAUUAGCGACUUGCUGGUGAAGCUUGCAGUGGAUCUACCGUUCUCACGCAAGCUGGAGUUGGAAGCCGACUCCAUUGGACUGCGGCUCAUGGCCCAAGCGUGCUACGAUCCUCGUGCUAGUAUUCAGAUGAACACUGCGUUGGGUCAGCUGGACAAGGGCUCGCAGUUCAAGUACUUCUCGACGCACCCGCCCAGUGCAGAGCGAGUGCAGGCACUACGGGAACAAUUGAACAGCGCACUCGACAUAUAUGAGACGUCUGACUGUGGGCCACGGAAGCAAGCUUUUGCCAAAGCGAUGGAACCAGCUUUUUCGCCUCGUGGCAACGCCGCCGAUAACUGGUAG
Peronospora matthiolae is the source of this 888-nucleotide messenger RNA. The record is from the annotation of a GenBank genome assembly. Lineage: Eukaryota; Oomycota; Peronosporomycetes; Peronosporales; Peronosporaceae.